Molecule: messenger RNA, 6614 nt
Organism: Pundamilia nyererei
Lineage: Eukaryota; Metazoa; Chordata; Actinopteri; Cichliformes; Cichlidae
Gene: pcdh7a
Product: protocadherin 7a
Exons: 6
Coding region: 875-4996 (1373 amino acids)
Biological process (GO): homophilic cell-cell adhesion
Cellular component (GO): plasma membrane
Molecular function (GO): calcium ion binding
Source: RefSeq, a predicted model, not a curated record
CCGAGCAGUGCAGGUGAGAGGAGAAAAAAAAACAGAGGAGGAGGCGCGUGUGGAGGAGUGAGAGAGAAUGCGGGACUCUUGGAAAAAGACGCAUCUACACUCGGUCCAUCACCGAGACAUCCAUCCCGAACACGGGCUGCACAGGAUUAUGCUAAAUUGAUGCUGCACUCGGGAUACCCCCCUUUUAGUCCACAAAGAGUGGCUCUGGUUUUUCUAUUUUAUGAGAAAAUACAUGAUUAGAAAGUCGGCUUGCAAAACACUCCUCUCUCCAGAUAACUUGCGUGAAGGAAUCCGACUGCUUGGCACGUUGCUCCACUGCGGGAAAAAGAGGAAAACGCAGCUGGAUCUGAAGUGGUGCUGCAUUGCAGUUUCUAACUGUGAAAAACGCGAGAAAAGCCUCUGUCCCAAAUGUGACUGGAAUAAAAAGAAGUUACAAAUAGCAUUAUGAACUGAUAAGCACCCUUGUCCGGAUAGCUCUCCGGUUUACGGAGGGAAGAGAAAGAAGUGAGGAAGUGGAUUAAUCCAAUUCUGAUAAAUUAGUUUUAUUUUUCGCAGCAGGAUGGAUUUUUUUAUAUCUCUGAGGCUUAAACAGCCCAGCAAGAUAAGAGCACUGCUGCUAUAGAAGUUUGAAAAUAAAAAUCACUGGGUAUAGGAGGAGAACAGAAGAAAGAAGCCUGUGCCACUGAAGUGAACUACAGUCAGAAAGCUUUUCUCCGGACCUCAGGCAGCAGUCCACAGAGAGUGGUAGAGAAAGGGUAAGAAAGGAUAAACCAAACACCCACGCCGUGAGGUACACCAGAACAUAAAUAAAGAAGAGACGAGCCGCAGCUACGAGACAGACAGAGCGGGAAGGAGAGAAGCGAGAGAAAGAGCCAUGCAGAGGCUUGGUGCAGUGCACUCCUCCGCGGCGCAGGUUCUCAGCCUCGUGGUCUUAGUGCUGCAGCUGCUGACUCAGCUACCGGGUGCCGACUCAGCUCUCCGGUACCGGGUGGCGGAGGAGGGUCCACCUGACGUCAAGAUUGGCAACGUAGCCGCAGACCUUGGCCUCACAGCAGGUACAGGCAGUGGGGAUGUCACCUUUGCCCUGGAGAGCGGCUCAGAGUACUUCAAGAUUGACAAUGUGACAGGUGAGCUGACAACCGGCCCACGGCGCAUCGACAGAGAGAAACUCCCCCAGUGCCAGAUGAUAUUUGAUGAAAAUGAGUGUUUCUUGGACUUUGAAGUGUCAGUGAUCGGGCCACUGCAGAGCUGGGUAGACCUGUUUGAAGGCCGUGUUGUCAUCACAGACAUCAAUGACAAUACACCUUCCUUCCCCUCACCUGUGCUGCAGCUCUCAGUUGAAGAGAAUCGGCCCAUUGGAACCCUUUACCUGCUUCCCACUGCCACAGAUAGAGAUUUUGGGCGAAAUGGCAUUGACCGUUAUGAGCUCAUUCAGGACGGUGGGGCUGGGUCAACUUCAUCAAGACGCACAGCAGGAGGAAACCCCAUUACUAGAGUAGAUGGGCUUGGAGACCGGAGGGGUAGAAGUGGAGAUAAUGGGGGAGGAGCUAGAAGCAGUGUGUUUGAACUGCAAGUGGCAGAUAUACCAGAUGGUGAAAAACAGCCACAGCUCAUUGUGAAAGGCACCUUAGACCGUGAGCAAAAAGAUUCAUAUGAGCUUGUCCUGAGGGUUCGAGAUGGAGGGAACCCACCACGUUCCUCCCAAGCUCUGCUUCGUGUUUCUAUCUCUGACGUGAAUGACAACAGCCCACAAUUUGAGAGGUCUACAUAUGAAGCAGAAAUGGCAGAAAAUGCCCCUCCAGGUACACCUGUCCUCCAGGUUAGAGCAUCAGACCGUGAUAUUGGAGUCAAUGGGCAAGUGGAGUACGUCUUUGGAGCUGCAACUGAGUCUGUCAGGCGACUCCUAAGGCUGGAUGAAGCAACUGGAUGGCUGAGCGUUCUCCACAGGAUUGAUAGAGAAGAAGUGGCACAACUGAGGUUCACAGUAAUGGCCAGGGACCGCGGCCAGCCACCCCGCACUGAUCGAACCACGGUAGUUUUGGCUGUUCGGGAUGAAAAUGACAAUGUUCCUGUUGUAGAGAUCCGAAAAAUUGGCCGGAUCCCUGUACGAGACGGAGCCUCUUUAGUGCCAGAGAAUGUCUUGGUGGACACACCAGUAGCUCUGGUCCAGGUGUCAGACCGGGACCAGGGAGAGAAUGGAGCUGUGACUUGCACAGUAGUAGGAGAUGUCCCAUUCACACUCAAGCCGGCUGGGGAAACAGUGCUCCCACCCUUACCUGCAGAUGACGCCUUUGACAGGAACAAGAAAAAGUACUUCUUACACACUUCUGCCUUGCUGGACUACGAGGCCACAAAAGAGUACAGUGUAACAAUUGUGGCAGUAGAUUCUGGCAGCCCCAGUCUCUCUAGUAACAGCUCAUUGAUGGUGCGAGUUGUAGAUAUCAAUGACCAUGCUCCAACCUUUGCCCAGAGUGUUGUGGAGGUCCACUUUGCAGAGAACAACUCGCCUGGCGAAAGGGUAGUCACUGUUGUAGCUACAGAUGCAGACAGUGGCAAGAAUGCUGAAAUUGCCUACUCACUCGACCCUGCUGCUAAUGGACCAUUUUACAUAGAUGCAGACAAUGGAGACAUUCGUGCCACUGGGGUUUUGGACCGUGAGCAGCGAGAGCGAUAUGAACUGCGGGUUUUUGCAAAGGACAAAGGCACCCCGUCUUUACAAGGCUCUGCCAGUGUUGUUGUUCAGGUGACCGAUCGCAAUGACAACGCUCCAAAGUUUGUUCAGGAAAUCUUCACAUUUUAUGUAAAGGAGAAUCUGCUAGCCAACAGUCCAGUCGGCAUGGUCACUGUGACUGAUGCUGACGAAGGUCAGAAUGCAGAACUAAGUCUUUUUGUAGAGAUGGAUGGAGUUGAUGAGAAGAUGACAGGAGAAAAAUCAGAGGGAGAAGAUGGUAAAAAAGAGAAUGAAGAAUUGUUCUCCAUUGAGAACAACACUGGAACCAUCUUCUCUUCUGCAUCAUUUGACCGUGAAAAGCUUUCCACCUACACUUUCCGUGUCCGGGCAGUGGAUGGAGGUGAGCCUCGCAAAACUGCUACUGCCACCGUCUCGCUGUUUGUGACGGACGAAAAUGACAACGUCCCCGCAAUUACUUCUCCAGCCAACGAGUCCUACACCCUCCUACCGCCUGCUAGCAGUGCCCGCACCAUUGUCAAAACUGUAACAGCCAUAGACUCAGACACAGGCCCAAAUGCUGAUCUUCACUACUCUCUAGUAGGAGGAAAUCCCUUCCGACUGUUUGAGAUUGGCCACACCAAUGGAGUGAUCACCCUGGCAGAGCCUCUGGAGCGCCGCCACAGAGGUCUACAUCGUUUGGUGGUCCGAGUGAAUGACAGUGGCAUCCCCUCUCUCUGUGCCACUGCGCUGGUUCAUGUCUUCAUUAAUGAGAGCUUGGCUAAUGCUUCACUAGUGGAUGCACAGGUGGCCCGAAGCCUGAUGGCUCCGCUGUCACUAGACAUUGCAGGGGACCCAGACAGCGAGCGUGCGUUAGGCAAGCAGCGCCUCAGUGUAGCAAUUGGUGUCCUGGCAGGAGCCGCAGCAGUCAUCUUGGUUAUUCUUCUGGUAGUCACAGCUCGGCAGUGUGGUGCUCAGGGUAAGAAUGGCUAUGAGGCCGGCAAGAAGGAGCCAGAGGAAGAUUUCUUUGGUCCCACGGGGGCGCAGCCACAGGUUGGCCGUGGUGGGGGAUCAGAUCGUGGACGCAAGCCUCGUCGGGACAAGCGCAGUGGAAGCAGUGGGAAUGGACCUGGAGGAGGAAAGUCAGACAGAGCCCUCUACAGUGGUAUAGUCACAGUCAACGGACUGCGUCGCCAUGCCAAUGAUGAUGAUGAAGAGGAUCUGAGCAGUGCUAGUGAGCGCCUGGCAGCUCGUUACUGUGCUGUGGAUGGUGACCCUGGAAGCCCGCGGAUGGGCGGUGGUAGGAGGCAUCAGUCAAGCCCAGAUCUGGCCCGGCACUACAAAUCCAGCUCGCCCCUCCCCGCAGUGAAUCUUCAGCCUCACUCACCUCCAGCAGAGGGAAAGAAGCACCAGGCAGUCCAGGAGCUGCCUCCCUCUAACACCUUUGUAGGCAGUGGUGGGUGUGUGGGAAGUGCUGGUUCCAGCAGCAGCAGUAGUGGAGGCAGUGGCAAUGCAGAUGCCAUGUCGCUGGGAUCUGACCAGUGCUCAGAGUAUGGCUGCCAGACUGGAAACAAGUACAGCAAACAGGGGACCCUUCGCCGGGUGACCUUCUCGGUAGUGAGCCAACCACAGGACGGUGGUUGCUAUGACAGUGGCCUGGAAGACUCGGAGACUCCGAGUAGCAAGAGUUCAUCAGGGCCUCGGUUGGGAGCCCUGCCACUUCCAGAGGAAGGCUACGAGCGAACCACACCUGAGGGCAGCGUAGGGGAGGAGGAGCAUGUGGAGAAUGAUGCUAGACAGCUGCCAGAUGUAGCUUUGACAGGGAAGUGUACCAGGGAGUGUGAUGAGUUUGGCCAUUCUGACACUUGUUGGAUGCCUGUCCGCUCUUCGGCACGGCCGCGUCAGCGCCACGGCAGCGACCCACCACGACUCUCGACCUUUGCCCCCGGAGAUGACAACAAUAAUCUUCGCGGUAACGACCAUGAGAGUGACAGUGAGAGUGCGGGAAGCGCGGGGAGCUCCGAACCCGGAGUGGUCGUCAGUGGAGAAGGUCAGAGAUUACCUCUAGCCAAUGGGGAUCCGCUUGGCACCCUGGGUAGGGGAAACCACAACAGGAAUAUGGGUGAUCACAACCGUAACCUUCUUAACCGCAAGAUGACUUCUGCAUCCUACGACACAUUUAGCAGUGCUGGUUUUGGGAGACGCCAACAAGAGGAGGGAGGGGGAGAAGGCCAAAACCCACCUGAGGUCAUACCACUGACGCGGACAGGAGGGGACUACAAGACCACAUCCUGCCUGACCUUGUCACGCCGUGAGGUCUACCUGUGACAUCCUUGCAGUCCUCACCACUACUUCCUUUUCCGUAACAAGAGGGAGGAUUAAAACUUCACUGGCAAGUCAUCAGCGUGAAAGGACUUGGAACCUGGGAAGAUGUGAAACUGUCAGAAAAGAUGUUUUCCAAAAAUACUUUUUGAUUCUGACUAAUAUUUAUAGGCCCUUAAAUGUAGGAAAAAAAUUGGAUCAACUCCUAGGAGAACCCUGAACAGAAAGAACACUUUCUAAAGCAUUUUUCUAAAUACUGGUGAAAGUUACCUACAGGCAAAGCUCCUCUUAUGACAAUGUGGAGGAGGACAAUCUUCUCUUCUUUUUACCUGAAUCUGAUGCAUGCCUGACCCUAUCCCACAGAGGGAACUGUAUGAAGAAGAAAGAAGCGGAGACGGUGUAAAUUCUGAUGCUAUAAAUUCCUGAGUGCGUAUAAAAACUGAGUCUACAGCAGACCAGAUUUGGACUCAACUGGUGAGCCAUCUGCUGAAAAACCACAGAGGUUUCAUCCAGUCAAAACAGAUUAAAAAAGAAGUGACGGGUCUUUGAUUGAGUUAUUUGAAUCUAAUUCAAACCAAUCAAUUUUUCUAAUGUCUAAUCAACUGUAUCAUAACACAAGAGGGGGAUAUUAACCAAUCAAACUGCUCAUGUCUUGAGGAUUUUCUGUCAUAAAUAGAGCGUAAAGUACCGCCCGAGUGUGAUCGCCGUAAUGUUACACACUAGAAAAAAACGUCAGUUGUUUAAAACACAUACGAUUCAGAACAAACAGCAACAAUGUGAAAACAGACUUUUCUUACAAUCAAAUGUAAUUUUUCAGAAUACAGUGUCCUCAUAGUAUGUCAGUAGUGCCACAGUAUUCGGGCGUGUGUGAGAAUAUAUGUUUAUUAUUUUACCUUUACACCCAGUCUGUAUGUAUAUAGUGUAUGUCAGUAUUUGAUAAAACAGCAGCGUUAUCUCUCCGCUGCUGUCUUUCGUUGAGUAGACUGGGGUGCUUAGUUCAUUGCACAUCUGCGGUAUCCUAACGGUGUUCAUGUAUGAUAAGUGCUCUCUCACGCACACGCGGACACAUAUGCACUCAUACGCAUGCAAGCGCUCAUACACUGAGCAUAGCAUGUAAACACAAACAUACAGUGCAUUUACAGAAUGUGGACGUGCAUAAGGCCACCGUUUAUGACACGAGUCAGUGGCUGUGUAACAUAAAGUAUGUAAUAACCUGCAUUAACUUUCAUACAGAAAAAAUUAAGAACAGGCAAACACAACACACACAUACACACAGCAUAUUUAAACAUAAGUCAUAUAAACUAAGUGCAUAGUUCAUGUGCACUAUGUAUGUAUGUGCUUUUUUAUCAUAAUUUUUUAACAUUAUCAUUGAACUAGCUGUAGCAUUUUGCCUGCUCCCCUCCAUCCAGUAUUUAAACAUGAAAUGUAUUUAAUAAUUAUUCAUCUCUGACUGAUGUGUGAGACUACAUUAAAGGGAAUUUCAGUGACAUCUACUGUAAGUGACGAUAGACAAUGUGAAAACCGGAGCUAUUCUGCUGUACGUAGGACUCAUAGAAAAGACCAAACUUCUAUAGCUUCUGUAAGAAAAAAAGGAAAGAAAAAAACUGCAUGAAAGAAAGAUUAU